AUGGAUCCUCCCGUUCGUACCAGGAUUGUACAAGCUUAUUCGUCCAUCAAGGACGAUCUUCCUGUGGGCGUCAACCCUGUGGUGAAAGUGCCUCUCUCGAUUUGGACACACAACACCAAGCUCCACAUCAACGAAAUCGAGCCUAUGGAUACUGGCGGCGGUGGCACGGCUGGUGGCGCGGCUGGUGGCACUACGUACAACCAGCUCCAGCAGCUCAUUGCGCAAGAAGGUAGGACCCGCGACAGUUCCGCUGCAGCUUUGCGAGGUUGGUUGGAGACUUGGCUUGGCGCGGAGCUGAGGAAACUCAAUGGCAACAUUUGCAGGAUUGCUGUUCAGCCUCCUAGGAUGGCCACACCUGGCCAGGUAGAUGCUAAUCUUUUUAGAAAUGGAUUGACUGUGGAAAGGACUCGCCGGAAUGGUCAGACUAGCCUCAGGUACAGAAGCGCUGUGGCUACUCCUGCUGACAGUAGGCCUGCCAAGCUAUCCAAGUACAGGAAUAUUGGCCCUGCUUGGACAGAGUGGAUUGAUGGUAUUGAUGGAAACAAGCCAGCCAAGAACUUCACUCCUGAAGAGAUCAGGGCUUGCAAGUCUACCUACUCCAGGAGGAAGUCACUCUGGGACCUCAUGGCUAAACUUGUUAAUUCUGGCAAAGCUCCAGCUUGGGUCAUUAGCAAGAUCGACCAUCACUACACAGGAAGUGUUUUGAAUAUUGCUGCUGCCAUCAAGCAGGACACCAUUAUGAACAGUCUGCAUGAGGAUCUUUGUAUUGUUCGUGCUCAGUAA
This is a messenger RNA of Seminavis robusta, 783 nucleotides long. Lineage: Eukaryota; Bacillariophyta; Bacillariophyceae; Naviculales; Naviculaceae. The record is from the annotation of a GenBank genome assembly.